AAAUCAAAGUUGUUUCACUUUGGCAAUGUAAAUUAUCAAUAUGGCCGCAGUAUGAUAACCCUAUAUACCAAUUGUAUGCAGAAUUUCCACUUCAUAUUCUGUCUUUAUAACAAACUCACACUCACACACAUCGUCUAACUUUUUCAUUCGAAUUCGCAUGUCAAGUGGACAGAGUUUUGGAAUUGUGUUUGUGUAUCACAGCAUCGCCGCACAAGGAGUUUGUCGUUUAAUCGCAACCAAACAACAUACGUAUUAAGAGCGCGUUGAUCGCAACAAGCCAUGAAAAUAUUUCUUCAUUAAACAUAGCAAAAAUAUCGUUUUAAAAUAAACAAGUGCUUUCUGAAACUCAAGAGAACAUUAUUAGUUGAAUAAAAUGUUGUGGACAAAAGAAUCUCUUCAAGAAGAUGCGGCGUAUACUAAUUUAUUGGACUCCCCAUUUAUGAUUGACGGCAUUUACAAAAAAUACAAAGAAGACGGCACCCUUGUAAAAGCUCUGUUUGCGUCAUCAUUUAAGAAAAGUUCUGCAAAGGCGACUGAAUAUCGACAAAAAGGAAAUGAAUUAUUUGCUGAAAAGAAAUGGAUAUACGCUAUGGAGUACUACAACAAAUCAUUGUGUUUUGCAAAAGAAGGUUCCGAAUUGAUGGGAUUGGCGUACGCAAAUCGGUCAUCGUGUUUUUUCAACAUGCAAAUGUACAGCAAAUGUCUCACCGACAUCGAAAACGCCAAACAAAACAAUUAUCCAGAAGAAAAAAUGUCCAAAUUGGAUGAACGAAAAGCUAAAUGCUCGGCUAUUCUGACAAAGGAGACGGAUCAAAGUGACAUUUUUGAGCCCAAACUCGAUUAUGAACCCAAUGAAAACUUUCCGUGUUUUGCAAAUGUUCUGAGAAUUGCGCAAAACAAUGAAAACGGACGACAUGUUGUCGCCACAACGAAUAUUGACGUAGGCAAAACAGUAAUGGUUGAUCAAAGCUACUUUGCGGAGACAUUUAAUCAAAAGUACGGACGAUGCAAUAUUUGUCUACGAUCAGCUGAAAUCCUCAAACCAUGCCAAAAAUGUGCGUUCACAAUGUUCUGUCCAAGAUGCGAAGGAAACAGUUUUCAUGAUUUUGAAUGUGAUAUCAAUCUAAACUAUUUUGGUUCUCUUUCAUUCAUGAGUUUUCGUAUGGUGGUUAUUCGUUCGAUUUUAUUGGCAAUGGAUGCAUAUCCUGAUAUCGAU
Messenger RNA from Contarinia nasturtii (swede midge), 1216 nucleotides. Its product is annotated as SET and MYND domain-containing protein 4-like. Gene Ontology annotation, molecular function: protein binding. The record is from RefSeq and is a predicted model, not a curated record. The transcript has a single exon. NCBI's taxonomy places the organism in Eukaryota, Metazoa, Arthropoda, Insecta, Diptera, Cecidomyiidae. The annotation marks the transcript as partial.